Molecule: messenger RNA, 762 nt
Organism: Trypanosoma grayi
Lineage: Eukaryota; Euglenozoa; Kinetoplastea; Trypanosomatida; Trypanosomatidae
Exons: 1
Coding region: 1-762 (253 amino acids)
Source: RefSeq, a predicted model, not a curated record
AUGAUAAGUCCCUCAAACUUGGAAAACAGAGAUUUGGCGGUGUUGAUUGCGGUGUGUACAGCUGUCUCGUAUUCGGUAUGCUUGUACUGGUGGCGCGUGGUGCCACGCCUGUUCUACCCCGAGGAGAAGAAGCUUGAGGAGCAGAUUGCCUUUUUCCGGUGUGAAGCGGAGCGCUACAGUAACACGGACCAACUUCACCUGCAUGGGAAGCUCACUCGACAGGCGCAGCAGCUCGUGAAGGAGCUCGCUCAUAUCCGACAGCGGCGUUUCUCCAUCUGCUGUUGCAACUACCCGAGUAGGUUGGGGAAGCCCAGCCGCUGCUGUAUACUCCUGCGUAGCUUCCUUGCGCGACUCAAGUACGCCUUUCCGAACAUCAUGGGCUUCAUCAUCUCGUUCGGCUUCAUGAUUCCAGUGUUGUACCUCUACGGCAACCGCCCCGAGGUCGUGGUGUUCCCGCAAUGCUUCCGCAUCGACUUCCCGCUCAUGAAGGCAUGGUUAGAACCGGUGGUGAUGUCGCUGCUGCUGGGCCCCCUGCUGUGUGUCUCCGUCAAUGUCAACGAGGUGGACGGAGACCGUGGUAUGUUGCUGCAUUCACGUACAGGGAACCACGCCAGCGGCUCAGUAACUCCCCUCACUGCCGUGACUGUCAACGGCGAUAAAGAAGAUACUGAUGCUGAGUUGCGCAGUCUCGGAGUCUUGCCGUGGUUUUUCGCGUGCUACGUCGCGGUGCGACUCACACAUCGUGUGCUGUCGCGGCAUUGA